This is a messenger RNA of Vitis riparia (riverbank grape), 1624 nucleotides long. Its product is annotated as protein DCL homolog, chloroplastic. Lineage: Eukaryota; Viridiplantae; Streptophyta; Magnoliopsida; Vitales; Vitaceae. The transcript has 3 exons. Gene Ontology annotation, cellular component: chloroplast. The record is from RefSeq and is a predicted model, not a curated record. Gene Ontology annotation, biological process: chloroplast organization; chloroplast rRNA processing. The coding region runs from base 26 to 610 and encodes 194 amino acids.
CUCACUUGUUCCUCUCGAAUAAACAAUGUCUGCUCCUCUGCUUCUCAGAGCCGUUCCUCUCAUCCGUCUCCGACAUCACAGACUUGCCGCCCCCCUCUUCACGCUUGCGCGGCGUCCUUGGUGCUCUUCCACCGAGUCGAUUCGGUCGGACGUGAAUGUAUCCUAUGCGGACAAGAACACCACAGUCUUGAGUUCCAGGGAUCCAGCUAACUACCCCAGAUGGGAUGAUCCUGAUUUCCGGAAGUGGAAAAAUAGAGAAGAAGAGAUCCUCAGAGACAUUGAACCCAUCACUUCGCUCACCAAAGAGAUUCUCCACUCGGACAGGUACAUGGAUGGGGAACGUCUAACCGCUGAAGAUGAGAAAGCUGUGGUGGAGAAGCUUCUCAUUUACCAUCCACAUUCGGAAGAUAAAAUUGGAUGUGGACUGGAUUGCAUUAUGGUUGACCGACAUCCUCAGUUUCGACACUCAAGGUGCCUGUUUGUUGUAAGGACUGACGGUGGAUGGAUAGAUUUCUCUUAUCAGAAAUGCCUUCGAGCAUAUAUUCGUGAUAAGUACCCAUCUCAUGCAGACCGAUUCAUUCGUGUGCAUUUCAAACGCAGUAGUGGUUAAUGUAUCUUAGCCCGGAUGCUUAUAUUGGAGAUGGGCAAUGAUUUUUGAUAUCAACGGAGCCCUCUCAAUUGGGCAUCAUGCGGUUGUGUCAUGUAUGUAUGAAUAUUUUGCAACUGCCAUGCAUUUUGCCUGCGAGUAUUUAAUUAAAUAACUUACAUUAUAGCCUAGAUCUACCCAUCUUAUGUACUGGAUAAUCCUUCAUUGGCGCUUGGCCCCUUCUUUAUUACUUGAGACAGAAAGUUAUUGAACCGCGGGUUUUUCUCUGGUAGUUUUGCUCACAUGGCAGUCCUUAUAUGAGGUUGUCCUGAUUAGUGAUUUCAGACUUCCGGAGAUGUCGUUAGACUUAGAGCUGCUUGAUGAUAUGAAUGUCUCUACCACCAAGGAAAUGGAGGAAAGCAGCAGUUAUUCAAAGUCCGUAUUAACAGUCAACAGGCAUGGUAGGCAAUAGCCCACGGGCCACGACAAUAGAGACAAUAGAGACGUGGGAAGUGGAUCGGGUAGAUUCCUACAAAUGUCCAAUGGGGAUGAGGUCCAACGUGCCCCCACUUGGAAGAUUUCAAGGCAAAAGAGAGUAAUUACAUCUUCUUGUGACUUUUCGAUUUACUGUCCUAGACAUUGGUCACAUCUGAUUGAGACAACGGUAUAGAUAAAAUCCUCCAUCGCCCAAAGCCAAAAGGAGCGAAGCGUGGAAUUCGCGAUGCUGGAGUCUGGACUGCCGUAGUGCUGUUAAGGAUCAGGUGUUUCGUGGAGCACCGAAUCACAGAGGAACUGCACACUUUGAUUUUGUGACACUCCGGAGAUCGGAUUCGUUGAGAUCGCCGUCCUUGGAUUAUCAGAAACUCUGAACUUGUGGUUGAGACAGGACCUGAUGAGUCAGGUGGGGUCAUCUUCCUCUUGGGUCUUCCUAGACUUCCAUCAGUCAAAAUUGUGGGAAAUUAUCAUUGGCCGACUCUGAAAAUCUCCAUAUGCAUGUUGUCACACUUGGAGACAUAAAAAUCCUUCCUUUUUCUUGCA